AUGGAUACAGAAGCUGCUACACUUCACCCGUUCUCACUACAAAAAGCAAAACGGUCAACAUCCGCUGAGUCUAUACUUGGCCCAAUGAUAGAAGAUACAGAAGCAAGACAACCAGUAACAGAUCAGGACACAUGUGAGCUCGUCAGACGGGCCGAAUUGAUGGAAGCAGCUGUUGAUCUUAAGAAGAAGGUAGCGACAAAAAAGGUUUUUAGCAGCGAAGAAGCUAAGAGGAACCCUGUACAGAAAACCAAAGAGAGGGGAAUCCCACCACCCGAUAGAGUAACUGGUCAGUGCGAAGGUGGAGGAAUUGCUGCUAGUUAUCUUAACGUAUCUAAAUUAACUUCAAAUUGCGUAGAGUUCGAGCAUACUGCCAUAUUAUUCGCAUUACCGGAAUCAUCGAUGGGAUCCGCGGAAGGAGUUUCAACAGGAGUUCAAUUGAAAGAGGAGCCAACUAUGAAAAGCGUGAGAACCUUAGAUUAAAC
This is a messenger RNA of Strongylus vulgaris, 482 nucleotides long. The record is from the annotation of a GenBank genome assembly. NCBI's taxonomy places the organism in Eukaryota, Metazoa, Nematoda, Chromadorea, Rhabditida, Strongylidae.